This is a messenger RNA of Coccinella septempunctata (seven-spotted ladybird), 2394 nucleotides long. RefSeq lists its product as uncharacterized. Lineage: Eukaryota; Metazoa; Arthropoda; Insecta; Coleoptera; Coccinellidae. Bases 1 to 2394 code for a protein of 797 amino acids. The transcript has a single exon. The record is from RefSeq and is a predicted model, not a curated record.
AUGGAAACCCUCAACGCCGAGCAAAUCAAAACAGCCGAAACCAUAAAAAUGGCUCACACCAAUAUCAAAAAAGAUUCACCAUCGAGAAAAAACGAAGAAAACUGCGGCAGGAAGAUGGCACAAUUGGAUGAAGAAUUGGAGAACUUUGAACGAGAGUUUGACGAAAUUCAUCAAAAACUGCUAAAUAUUAUGGAGUACUGCAGGGGACUCCUGAAACCAGAAAAUUGCAGAUCCAGCGCAUCUCUGGAAGCAGAGGAACUGCAGGAGAGUGAAAAAGCCGUUCUCAAGCUUACACAGCAGCCAUAUUUUAAAAAUGACAUUGAGUUGAUCAUCAAAACAGGAAAGGUGAAGAAGUCCAGCAACCUGAAAAGCCUUAACCCAUAUAUAGAUCACGAAGGCUUACUCAGAGUAGAUGGGAGAAUAAAUAGCGCAACCCUGAAAUAUAGCCAAAGACAUCCAAUUACUCCACCCACAAGGAGCUACAUUACUAACCUCAUAAUAAGAAACACUCACUUCGGAUGGAUUAUUAGCGGAACCGCAUCAUCGAGUCUACAAUUUCGUGUAACAAGCUUGAUCACGAAUUUGAAUGAAAAUUCACAACUCACAAAAUUCUGGAACAUCGAAGAAGCAGAAAAUUCCGAGGAAACAACAAACGACGAUACUUUCGUCGAAGAAUUUUACUCCAACACCUUUCGACGGGACGAGCACGGUUACACUGUGAAACUUCCAUUCAAGAAAAGUACAACUCAGCUAGGAGAAUCGAAGCAGAGGGCACUGGCACGACUAUUUCAAUUGGAAAACAAGCUGGAUAAAGACGAAAAGCUCAGAACUAUGUAUAAUGAAUUCAUGCAGGAAUACAUUGCGCUAGGUCAUAUGAAAAUUGCUAGAUCAAAUAAUUCAGCGAAGAGGUAUUAUAUUCCACAUCAACCUGUAUUAAAAGAAGAACGUGAUACGACAAAGCUAAGAGUCGUAUUCGAUGCAAGCGCAAAGACAAGUACCGGACUCAGCCUAAACGACAUUCUUCACACAGGACCUAAACUGCAACAGGAUCUCAUAGAUAUUCUGAUAAGAUGGCGAAAACACAAAACAGCCAUAACAGCUGACAUCGAGAAAAUGUAUAGGCAGGUGAAAUUGGACGGAGAAAACCAGCCAUUACACUCUAUACUCUGGAGAAACACCAAAGAUGAGCCAAUUCAAACCUUCGAAUUAACCACUGUAACCUACGGUACAGCACCAGCAGCUUACCUGGCCAUAAGAACAAUGAGACAACUAGCUACAGAUGAAAAGACAAACCAUCCCCUUGCGGCUGAAAUCGUGCUACGGGAUUUCUACCUGGACGAUCUUCUGAGUAGCGCUGACACUAUUGAAGAAGCACGACAUAUACAAAAGGAAGUAACUAACCUACUCAAAAAGGGAGGAUUCAAUAUAAGAAAGUGGAAAUAUAACGUACUGACCGAAAGCAAAUCCACCGUCACGCUGGAUGACAAAAAUGGACCAACCAAGACGCUCGGUAUAACAUGGACUCCCAGAGAAGAUAAUAUUCAGUACCUAAUAAAACGAAACUCCGAACAUCGGUUAACAAAAAGAAAGAUCUUAUCAGAAAUCGCCACAAUCUUCGAUCCUCUUGGAUUAUUAUCUCCAGUCAUUAUACAGGCGAAACUGUUAAUGCAAGAAAUAUGGAAAACCAACACAUCUUGGGAUGAACCACCACCAGAGCACAUCAGGAACACCUGGAAAAACUUCAGAAACGAGCUUCCAAAAUUAGAAGAAAUUCAAGUUCAACGCUGGAUUCACCUACGGCGUGGUCAACCCUUGGAAAUACAUGGAUUCUCAGAUGCAUCCCUGAAAGCAUAUGGCGCUGCAGUAUACAUAAAAACAACAGACACAAAUGGGAACACCCACGUAGGACUCCUGGCUUCCAAUUCAAAAGUAUCACCACUAAAAAAUACAAAGACAAUCCCGCAGUUAGAACUCUGCGCAGCCCUUCUUCUAGCCAAACUCAUCAAACGCUGCGUUACGGCCCUGAAUCACAACAAUUCAAAAAUAUUCACCUGGUCCGACUCUCAAGUAUUAAUAUCAUGGAUAAACGCUGACGCUGGAAAGUGGAAAAUGUUCGUCGCAAACAGAGUUCGAGAAAUCCCUAACCUGCUAGGUCAAGGUCACUGGUACUACUACCGUUGGAAACAAUAUCACUUGCAUUCAGCGAUAAACUCCAGCACGAACAUCGUAAUAAUCAUUGUCAUUGUUUUACUUAUUGUUUACUUUUUGAAACAUAGGAAACAACAACAAGCACCGGCUGAUGCACACGCGAGCAAUAGACCAGUUCAUCCUGAGGAGAUCGAGCUGCAGCCAAUAUACAAUGACUCCAGACUAGGUGUCCAGCUCCAGGGAUGA